This is a messenger RNA of Clunio marinus, 863 nucleotides long. NCBI's taxonomy places the organism in Eukaryota, Metazoa, Arthropoda, Insecta, Diptera, Chironomidae. The record is from the annotation of a GenBank genome assembly.
CAAGGGCAGUGAAAAAAAUUAUUCAUAAACGCGAAUAAAAUUUUAACGGAAUAAAUUCAAACUUCAUUCAACGUUAAAAAAUCUUUCGUUAAAUUUUUCCGUUUAAAUUUUGAAAUUUAACUUGUAGUCUACUGAUUGUUUACUUACUUCCUAAUUCUUUAAAAGUUUUUUAAACAUACAUAUAAGUUAAGCAAUACUUGAGAUAAAAUGAGUGAACAAGAUAAAGUUUCUGAGUAUACUGCUAAAUGCAAGGAAUUGCAGAAGACUCUUUUAGCAGCGUACAAAGAAUUGACAGAUAACAUUAGCGAAGAUUCAAUUAAACCACUGGCAGAUUGUUUUGAAAGUGAAAUGAAGAAGAAAGUUGAAGGAAGCUUGGUUGAAAAAUUGAGAGCAAAUAUUUACAAUAGAUUAGAAAAAGGAUUUCUUGAGAAUUGGGAUGCUGUUAAUCUUGAUGCCUCUUUUGCCACUCUUAGCAUAUUAAACAAUAUUUAUUAUAAAGAUGACACUGAUAAUAAAUGGCGACCAACUGGAAAAACAGUUGAAGAUCAAGCUAUCCCUUCAGUUUAUAAAGCAACGUUAAAGAAAAAAAUGGUUUUAAAAAGACUUCUAGAUAAUCAAAGAGAAGUUCUUAAUACAUUGGUUCCGAUCAUUGAAGAGAAGCGUAAUAUUCUAAAGGAUUCAAUGGAAAAACGUAAAUCUUUUCUUGCUAAACUGAAUGAAGAUUUGAAAAAUAGCUCAGAGGAAUAUGAAAUUGAUUUGAAGGCAACAGAGAGCAAUUCACAGGAUUCUUGAAUUGUACUCAUAUUACUGUUAAGAUGCCAUUACUUAUAAAAUAAAUGAAUUCAUUUUAUAUUUUAAAGUAA